This is a messenger RNA of Brenthis ino (lesser marbled fritillary), 2367 nucleotides long. NCBI's taxonomy places the organism in Eukaryota, Metazoa, Arthropoda, Insecta, Lepidoptera, Nymphalidae. The record is from the annotation of a GenBank genome assembly.
AUGGCAAAGAGCAAUUAUAGACUAUAUUGUGCUGUUCUUGGUUGCUUGAAUUCUUCAAUAACGCACCCAAAGAUAACAUUUUUUAAAUUACCUGGAAACGCCGAACGACGCCUUGAAUGGCUGCAACUGAUCUGUCGAAAUGAUUUAGAAAACAAACCUAAUUUUGCUGCCUACCGGAUUUGUGAAACACAUUUUAAUGUGGAGGAUAUACGACAAUCAUCAAAUCGAAAACUUUUAAAAAAUAAUGCCCUUCCAUUAUUGAUGCUGCCAAGCUUACCAAGUACCGUUCCAGGAAGUUAUCGGAAAGAAGACAAACAAACUCAAACGGCUCUGUUGACUGUAGUUGAAAAUGGUACACAGACUGAAAAUGCAGCGAAUGAAAGUUAUGCUCAAACCUCAACCAGUCUCUCUUCCAACACUCCAAGGAAAAGAAAAUUGAAGCCUGAAAUCCUCCAAUGCAGAAAGAAAAUAAAACUACAGGAAACUGAAAAUAAAACACAAAAAGCAGAAGAAAGUACUUUCCAUCAACUUUGCGAUAAAUUUUUGAACAAUAAACUAGUUCUCCUAAUAAAAGCACAAAGUACCUUAAAGCAACAUGGAAAAGGAUAUCGAUACGACCAGGACUACAUCACUUACUGCUUAAAUUUAUACUACAUCGGCCCACAAGCUUACCGGUUCUUGCAAAGUGCAUUAUGUCUUCCCUGUCCUUCAACAUUGUACAAACGUUCUUUCCCAAUCACAACUGAAAUUAAUGAAAAAGCUAUGUCUGUUCUUAAAAUGAAAGUUGCACAAAUGACAGAAGUAGAAAAGAAUUGUUCAGUUAUGAUUGGUGCUACGUCAUUAAAAACAAAUCUAUUCUUUAAUAUUAAAGAAGAUAAAAUUAACGGAUUCCAUGAGAUUGAAGGAUUGCAGUCUCCUGAACCAGCUAAAAAUGCGUUAGUAAUAAUGAUUCGUGGUAUAUUGGUGAACUGGAAACAGCCUGUAGCAUACGCAUUAAUCUCAGAAUGUCGAAACUAUGAUGUAAUAAAUAAAUGGAUUGAUAAAGUACUACAAAAAUUAUUCGAAAUUGGUCUUAUCAUCCGUAUUUUUGUGUCCGACCAAGGUUCAGAUUUAUGGAAAGCUUCCAAAAAAAGAAUAGUUUCUGUUGAAACACCUUAUUUUUUUAUUAAUAAUAGUAAAAUAUAUUGUACUUUUGAUGCACCGCAUUUAAUCAAAAACGUACGAAAUGUCUUUAUGAAAUAUGAUUUUCACUUCGGAAAUUCAAUAGCGAAAUACGAUCAUAUUAUACAGUUUUAUAAUCACGAUAAAGAAAAGAGUUUCAGGCUUGCACCUAAGCUUACCAACAGCCAUAUCAAACCCACAAACUAUGAAAAGAUGAAGGUUUGCUUUGCAACACAACUUUUUAGUAGGUCCGUUGCAAUAGGCAUGUGUACGUAUAUAGAUAAUAACGAGAUUGAAGAAUCUGGCAGCGACACGGCUAACUUUUUAUUGAUGAUGAAUGAUUUAUUCGAUUCUUUGAAUACAUCUAAUUUGAGACAUAGUUAUGAAUAUAAAAGAGCGUAUAGAGGUGAUGAAUCACAAAAGGCAUUUUUCAAAAACAUGAUAAGCUUUUUUCAAGAGUUAAAGUUAAUAAACCCAAAGAAUGGCCGUGACCACACAUCAAGUGUUAGAUUCAUUGAAGGUUUCCAAAUUACUAUCACAUCCUUAAUGCUCUUGUUUGAUGACUUGCGGGUUGAAGGAUAUAAUUUUCUUAUGACAAGAAGAUGUAAUCAAGACGCUCUUGAAAAUUUAUUCAGACAUAUACGAACAAAAAAUGGGAUGGCUCUAAAACCGACGUGUAGACAAUUUGCAUCGGCAUUUAAAAACUUAUUCUUCUGCAACAUCAUGAAACCCCCAAAAGGAGGAAAUUGUGCAGAGGAUUUCGGAAAACUUCUUGUUCAAACGACUUGUGAAGAAGUUAAUAGCUGUGUAAUACCUGUACCAACUAACGAAAUAUCAAAUAAAGAUAAUGAAGAAUUUCGCAGCGUCCAAAUUACUAGUUCUGAUUAUAAUCAGCUAGACAUGCCAGAAAAAAAUUCGCUUUUUUAUAUUUGUGGGUAUCUUCUUAAGCGUUGUUUGGAAAAACAUGAUGAUUGUCAGGCUUUGAAGUCGUACGUUAAGCCCCAUCAAAGAAGCCAUAAUUUCAGCGCAGAGACUCAGUGUUUAAGGUACUGGGCCUACAGUAAGAAUAAUUCACAAACUCUUUUAAUAGUACCUAGUGAUGAUUUCAUAGAAUAUGUAGAAAAAAUGGAAGAAAUAUUCCGAACGUCAUUUGAAACGAAACAUAUUAUCAAUUGUAAAGUAGCUGCAGAAUCUAACAAAUUCUUC